GCGGGGGCGUGUGGUGGGGGGAAUCUCUGCCCUCUGACACCUCUAGCGGGUGGGAAGCGUCCCUGGCAUGGAUCCCAGAGCCAGCGGGCAAAGCCCCUGGUGCCACCUCCUACCGAGAAAGGACCACCUUAAGGAUCCGGUUCGACAGACUCCCCUGCUCUCCCUUUGCCUUGCCAGGAGGCAGUUUUCAUUCUAGCCAGGGACCGCUAUUGAAAUCCGGCCAGAUUUUCUACUGACCUUCUGUUCCUGCCUUUUUUUUGUGUGUGUGUGUGUGUGUGUGGUGCUUUAAGACAGAUUAUAUUUCCCCCCAGCCCCGUGUCCGAUGGGGGGGCCGAGGCGACCCGGCCAAGCACGACCCACUGGGGAGGAAUUCUCUCUCCCCUUUCACCCGACGGAAAUGUUCUUCGCCCCGGCUGAGCCGUACCCACAACAAUAAAUAAUUGUAUUUCAAAAAAAAAAAAAAAAAAAGCCCAUCGGAGGAAGAUUCCAAUAUCCGUCCGUCCCUCCCGGAGACAGGAUUCCUUCGCCCGCUUGUUCUCCUGGUGACCAGCGGCUGUUGGAGAAGUUGAAGAAGAAGCCAGGGUGGGGAGGUUAAAGAGGGUGUUCUCCCUCCUCCGGUGGGCAUCAAUUUUGGGCAAGUCCCCCAGGAUGUACCCACAAGGACGGCACCCUGCUCCGCUUCAGUCUGGGCAGCCCUUCAAGUUCUCGAUUUUGGAAAUCUGCGACCGGAUUAAGGAAGAAUUCCAGUUCCUGCAGGCUCAGUAUCACAGUCUGAAGCUGGAAUGUGAGAAGCUGGCGAGCGAGAAGACUGAGAUGCAGAGACAUUAUGUCAUGUACUACGAAAUGUCCUAUGGGCUGAACAUUGAAAUGCACAAGCAGGCGGAGAUAGUGAAGAGGCUGAGUGCCAUCUGUGCCCAGAUCAUACCAUUCCUGACGCAGGAGCACCAGCAGCAGGUGCUGCAAGCCGUGGAGCGGGCCAAGCAGGUGACCAUGGGGGAACUGAACAGCAUCAUUGGGCAGCAGCAGCUCCAGCACCUCUCCCACCACGCGCCUCCCAUCCCGCUCACCCCGCACCCUUCGGGCAUGCAGCCUUCCAGCCUGGUCAGCACCUCAGGACUCCUGGCCCUGUCGGGGGCACUGGUGGCCCAGUCUCAGCUUGCCGCAAAGGAGGACAGGGCGGCUCAGGAUGCUGAGAAUAACAGAGUAGAGCGCACACCAAGCCGGAGCAUUUCUGCCUCCCCUCCGGAGAGCCUGCAGGGCGAGGAGCGGCCGGGCGGCACAGGGCUGAAGCGGAAACGGGAGGAGAAGGACCUACCGGGACAUUAUGACAGCGACGGGGACAAGAGUGAUUAUAACCUAGUAGUGGAUGAGGACCCGCCCUCUGAGCCCAGCAGCCCUGCCCAUGCACCCAGCACGAAGCUCCCGCCCGCCCGCAGGGACAUGCCCGAAAGCCCAGCCUCCCUGGCCUCCAGCCGGAGCACAACGCCCCUCAAAGGGAAGGACCAGAGCCUGAACGAUGUCUCAGCCAACACUCCCACCUCCAAGUCCUCCAGCUCCUCUCCUCCACGGGACUCCUUAACGCCCGGCCCCGGGCCAAGCUCGGCCUCCCAUCUCCGGCAACUCUCCUCCAAGCCACCUGCCACGGACACCAUCACUCUGCGCAGCCCCCUGAGCGUGCCCAGCACCUACGCGUCUUCAUUCGGGAUGGUGCCCCACGCCACCAUCAACGGCGAGCUCGCUGCCCCCAGCACCUACGUGAGCAUCCACCUCUCUCCGCAAGUCAGCGGGACGGUGAUGUACGGACGGUCCCCUCUGGUGGCUUUUGAGUCUCACCCUCACCUGAGGGCUUCCACCGUCUCCUCCUCUCUGCCGGCCAUCCCCGGUGGGAAACCCGCCUACUCCUUCCACGUGAGCGCCGACGGGCAGAUGCAGCCGGUCCCCUUCCCUCCCGACGCCCUCAUCGGCACCGGCAUCCCCCGGCACGCCCGCCAGCUCCACACCCUGACCCACGGCGAGGUGGUCUGCGCCGUCACCAUCAGCAACUCCACCCAGCACGUCUACACGGGGGGCAAGGGCUGCGUGAAGGUGUGGGACGUGGGGCAGCCUGGGACCAAGACGCCCGUGGCGCAGCUGGACUGCCUGAACCGCGACAACUACAUCCGCUCCUGCAAGCUCCUCCCGGACGGGCGCAGCCUCAUCGUGGGCGGGGAGGCCAGCACCUUGUCCAUCUGGGACCUGGCCGCGCCCACCCCCCGCAUCAAGGCGGAGCUGACCUCCUCGGCGCCCGCCUGCUACGCCCUGGCCAUCAGCCCCGACGCCAAGGUCUGCUUCUCCUGCUGCAGCGACGGCAACAUCGUGGUGUGGGACCUGCAGAACCAGACGAUGGUCAGGCAGUUCCAGGGCCACACGGACGGCGCCAGCUGCAUCGAUAUCUCCAACUACGGCACCAAGCUGUGGACGGGGGGGCUGGAUAACACGGUGCGGUGCUGGGACCUGCGGGAGGGGCGUCAGCUGCAGCAGCACGAUUUCAGCUCCCAGAUCUUCUCGCUGGGUUACUGUCCCUCGGGGGAGUGGCUGGCCGUCGGCAUGGAGAGCAGCAACGUGGAGAUCCUGCACGUGGCCAAGCCGGAGAAAUACCAGCUCCACCUCCACGAGAGCUGCGUCCUCUCCCUCAAAUUCGCCUCCUGCGGUAGGAGUGUGGGCAAGUGCAGAGGCGGGCUCGGGCCGGCCGAAUGGUUGCAUGGCCUAGUGGGCAGAGCAGUGGCGGGGACUCGGGAAAAGCACCGCACCGUGUUAUCCAGCCCCCCCGUCCACAGCUUGGUGCCAUCGUUGGAGAUAUCGAUGCAGCUGGCGCCGUCCGUGUGGCCCUGGAACUGCCUGGAGGGGAGAGCGCGGCCGUCAGGCACCUUCUGCAGAUUCGGGUCCUGUGGCCAGGGGGCAGGCAGCACCUCCCCACUCCAGCGCUAG
Molecule: messenger RNA, 2967 nt
Organism: Trachemys scripta elegans
Lineage: Eukaryota; Metazoa; Chordata; Testudines; Emydidae
Product: transducin-like enhancer protein 2
Exons: 20
Coding region: 649-2967 (772 amino acids)
Biological process (GO): regulation of DNA-templated transcription; negative regulation of canonical Wnt signaling pathway
Cellular component (GO): transcription regulator complex; nucleus
Molecular function (GO): protein binding; transcription corepressor activity
Source: RefSeq, a predicted model, not a curated record